AGUGCACGGUAUCAUUAAGACGAUGAUCGAUGCUCGUGAAUGAUUUUUUCUCUCUGAGUCUAAUGAAUUCGAACGUCGAAUUCGUUUCGGUUGCGUGUGAUUCCACGUGUUCCGCAAUAACAAGGUGAUACCACGCAGCUGCUUGUACCAUAGAUAGUGAAGGAUCAUCGGAGAUAUGAUGUUUCUUUGAUUCUCGAGGAAGGCCGAAGAUCGCUUUUCGCUCGCUUGUCGAAAUAAUCCCGUCGUCGAUUUUAUAGAAAUAUAUAUGCAAUAAUGUUGCGUCGAUUGCGUAUUAAAGCUUUGGCUGCUGUGCCAGUUCGAAAAAAGCUUACGCAGAAUUCAGCAGAUUCUACUGAAGCUAACAAUGACGUUGAUAAGGAAAAGGAGGAAGAAAAUAUAUCUAAUAUCAACGAGAUAAAGCAAGAAAUUAUUGAAGAUAUUGCGCAGGUAAAAGAACAGAAAGAGAAAGAUGUAAUUAAGACUGAUACAUCCGAACAAAAAGAACGAAAAGAAAAAGAUGUAUCCAGUACUGAUACAUCAGAACAAGAAAAACUGAAAGAAAAAGAUAUACCUAUUGAUAUACCAGAACAAGAAACUGCCAAAGAUAUUGUAAAGGUCAAAGAGGAAACUGAGAAGAAACAGGAUAAAGUCAAUUUAAGAGAAUCAGUUAUAGAUAAACUAGAUUCCCAAGAAUUAUGUUCUCCAAUCGAAUCAUAUUCUCGAGAGUUACAUGCUCAGGUAAAGCCAAAUUCUCAAAAAUCUCCAUUAAACUCAGACUCUCAAGAGUUACAUGUUCAGGCAAAGCUAAACUCUCAAAAAUAUCCAUCUCCACUAAAAUCAGACUUUCAAGAGUUACAUGCUCGAACAAAGCCAAACUCUCAAGAGUUACAUGCUCAGGCAAAAUUAAACUCUCAAGAAUCUCCGUCUACUGGAUUCAAGCCUGACAAAGUUACUGAUCAAUCAAUUCAAAAAAAUAUUCCACCAUCAGAUAUGUCUACAGUAACAGAUAUUGCCUCUCCUACAAAGGUGAUACAGAAUCGUCCAUGUUUUAUGAGACCUACACCAAGAUUAGACAGUAGCGGUAGAAUAAGAAAGAACAGUAUACAAGGAAGCGGUGCGAGCGCAAGUGAAUCCGAGGAUGAAUACAGCAAGAGAGUUGCAUCUGUCGUGCCGAACCGCGUACGAAAUGAUUCUGUCUGUUCUGUACAAAGCAAUAAGGAAACUAAUGUCAAUGACAAUCAAAACAGUCCUCAGAAAAUUAAAAUAACGCAGAAAAGACGUACGCUAGUUUCGGAAUCGGCGAGAAAGCUGGCCGAAGCUAGAAGGGAGUUUUUACUAAAACAUGAAAAUAGAACACCUGAUAGAAGUCAGUUGAAAAUGUACGACUUGAUAUAUUAUAAUCCAGUGACAAAUCCUAUGAAAAAAUUGUCAGCUGGACGUAGAGCUGACUCAGUAACUAUACCACAACCAAUGGAAAUGGAAGAGGAAGAUGAAGAUGAUCCAUCGGCGAUGCCCACGCCGCAAGUGAAAGUAGGUCCUGAUGGUCAGUUGAUAAUAGAUGAACAAAGUCUUGUGAUAGAGCAGACAGAUGCGAGAAGAGAGGAAGAAAUAUUGACGAGUAAUGUUACUAUAGAAGAUGAUAAUUUCCAUAGCGGCGGUUUCUAUAAAAGGCAUAAGAGGAGCAAGGAGUGGCCGAAAUGGGAAACAUUUAAAUUUUAUAGAGUUUUAAAUGUAGUAGGUACAGAUUUUCUAUUAAUGCAGAAGGAAGAAAGGGUUAAUCGACAAUUAGUUGAAAAAGCCCUCAAAUAUCAUCAAGAAUUUGAUACUGAUAUGCUACAAGAGGAACUAGAAAUGUUACAAAAUCUGGAAAAUAUACAAAACACAUCCAAAAAAGCGCCGGAGAAAUCUAAGAGCGAACAAUCCUUGAGCAGAAGUCAAAGAAAACGCAAGCAUCGAUUAGUAGCGGAAAGUAUUGGAGAAUGUGGAUCACUACCCAAUGAUCUAGAAGCUGAAGAUACUGUAGUGUCGACGACAAACGAUGAAAUCGAUAUAGAAAUUUGUAGCGAUACAAAUAAUGUUCAGCAACAAAUGGGAAAGAAAAAAGCGCGAAGAUCGAAAAAGCGUUCGGACGACAAAUUCGACGAUUAUAGCUCUUGUACAGAUGCUGAUUCGGAUAGCUCUGAGGAAGUAUAUCAACUCAGACCGACUAGAUCUGGUAGAUUGUCAAAGAAGAUAAGGAAGUUACAAGCACCUGACUUAACUACACGUAACAGUAAUAAUAAAGAGAAAAAAUUACCGAUAGACAACAAGAUACCGUCACAUGUAGCUGUGGAAGUUACAGAGUAUGUAAAUACACAAGUUACGAAUAGCGAAAACACGGAAACAUCUUGUUCCGACAAUAUUAUGUCGAUGAUACCAAAUAUUAAUCAAAUGGAACCAGGAGCCUUGGUAAUCGUCUCGAAGGAAUCUGCAGAGAAUCCUGGAAAUACUAUUUUACAAGUUUAUAUGGUUGCCUCCAAUAUCGACUCUAGCACAACAGUUACAUCUAGCGCGGCGUCUGGGAAUCAGCCAUUGGAGCCUUCUUUAAUCAAUCAACCGGAAAAUACCGAACCGAUUGACAUUGUGGAUGAUUCUGAAAAAUGA
Mycetomoellerius zeteki is the source of this 2643-nucleotide messenger RNA. It is a transcript of the gene Bdp1, whose product is annotated as transcription factor TFIIIB component B'' homolog Bdp1. The record is from RefSeq and is a predicted model, not a curated record. Bases 274 to 2643 code for a protein of 789 amino acids. Gene Ontology annotation, molecular function: TFIIIC-class transcription factor complex binding. Lineage: Eukaryota; Metazoa; Arthropoda; Insecta; Hymenoptera; Formicidae. Gene Ontology annotation, biological process: RNA polymerase III preinitiation complex assembly. The transcript has 6 exons. Gene Ontology annotation, cellular component: transcription factor TFIIIB complex.